UUUGAGAGAGAACGAAGAUGGAGGAGAGGCUGAUUUUUGCAGUGAGCGCUCACCCAGAGCUCUACGAUGUGACCUGUCCUUUCUACUCGAUCAGGACCAAGAAGGAGCGGGCCUGGAUGAGCAUCAGCCAGAAUGUUGGAAUGCCAAUGGAAAGGUGUAAAUCAAAGUGGAAGAACCUCAGGGACACUUACACCAGGGAGAGGAAAAAGGUGUCCAGGUGUGGGGCAGCAGCGCGGACAGCAAAGCGGUGGAAGUACCUGGGGAUCCUUUCUUUCCUCGACCCCUUUAUUGUUCCACGUGACGCCAGCGGGAGCACGGAGCAGGAGGUCGAGGAGGAUUGGGCCUCCAAGAGUAGGGAGUCGGAUGAGGAAGGAGAGACAGCAGGCCCGUCACAGACAGGUUUGACACAGAUUGUGUUGGAGGAUGCCUGUUGUCAGACUCGGCAAAUAUAUUUAAUUCCCACAGCCUCAACUAAUAAACGUUUUGAAGAAGAAGAUGGCAUUUUCAGUGAAGAUGGUGACGAGGGGCCUGCUGCCUCCACCCCGGUAACCCCUGCUACGCCGGCCCCACUGACUCCCCCGGCUCCUGGUUCGCCCGCCUUCGGCCCUUCUUCUGCCCCUGCUGCUGCUGCCACACAUGCUUUAGUGGCCAGACCUGUGCUUGGAAGGAAGAUAGCAAAGAAGAGGGUGCGGGAGGAUGAGGACUCGCGGAACCGGGAGAUCCAGGACCUGCUCCUGGAGACACUGCGGGCCCUGCAGGACCAGUCGGCUUGUUCUCCCGCACCAACGCCUCCACGCAGCGAGGAUCAGUUAUUCCUCGAUAGUAUAGCCCCUUCCCUGGAGAGAUUGGAUCCCCAAGUGAAGGCACGUGUGAAAUUUGAAAUACAUAAAAUCAUUUAUGAAGCCAGCACAGUUGUGCGUAAUUUGGAGCCAGCCGAGUAGCUAUUAGCUCGUGGGGAACCAAUCUCUGCAGGGAACAGGCAGGCUAUCGAGGAAUGCUGACCUCAAGUACGUGUCCCUGAGGCUUUUCCAUUUUUUCACUGCAAUUUUAGAAUUUUAUUUGCAAUAUUUACAUUUUUCAUGAUUUUGUGUAUUUUAUAUUAGCUAUAUUAGUCAAUUCUGUGUAUUUUUCUACAUUUGAAAUUCUAAUACAUUUCUUAAA
Messenger RNA from Salarias fasciatus (jewelled blenny), 1161 nucleotides. RefSeq names its product transcription factor Adf-1-like. The record is from RefSeq and is a predicted model, not a curated record. The coding region runs from base 18 to 941 and encodes 307 amino acids. Gene Ontology annotation, biological process: regulation of transcription by RNA polymerase II. NCBI's taxonomy places the organism in Eukaryota, Metazoa, Chordata, Actinopteri, Blenniiformes, Blenniidae. The transcript has 4 exons. Gene Ontology annotation, molecular function: DNA binding. Gene Ontology annotation, cellular component: nucleus; transcription regulator complex.